This is a messenger RNA of Diospyros lotus (date-plum), 2982 nucleotides long. RefSeq lists its product as uncharacterized. Bases 115 to 2667 code for a protein of 850 amino acids. The record is from RefSeq and is a predicted model, not a curated record. The transcript is spliced from 15 exons. Lineage: Eukaryota; Viridiplantae; Streptophyta; Magnoliopsida; Ericales; Ebenaceae. Gene Ontology annotation, cellular component: plasma membrane.
UUAAACAAGCUUUAAUUUAUCUCUAUCUUUCUUUUUCGUUUUUUGUGGUUUCCCCAAUUAGAUUAUCAAACCCCUUUGUUACCCCUCGAGAGUCGUUAAUUAUAAUUGUCAAACAUGGCCGAGAAUCCGAUUCUGGGCAGUUGUUAUCUGAAUCUCCAUCUCUUUCUCGUCACUUCAUUUUUUGUGUGGUUUCAUGCCCUCUCUUCCUCCUACCAAGUACAGCAGCGUGGUACUCCGUACAAUUCCUUCACUAUUUCCAGCUUCAGCUACUCCAAAACUGAGCUCAAACCCUUCGAAUGGCGUUAUAUCAGAGUUGAUUUGCCUCCAUGGUUUUCUUCCAUGUCCAUCGCGUUGGAGUCAGAUGUAGACCUCGAUCCAGAAAGCAUUAAAAAUCCUAACAGCAGCAGGAUACCAAUGAUAUGCUUGCGAGAAGGCAGUCCCCCUCUGCCGGAUGCUUAUAACACUUCUUUGACGGGAUUAGUUUUAGAUUCUAUAUCAAAUGGAUCUUUUGGAGACAUACAAGAUCUCCAGAAUGCAGAGCUGUGCUACCCAAUGCAGAAAAAUAUAUCUCUGAAACUGACAAGUGAGCAGAUCUCUCCCGGAGUCUGGUAUUGGGGCCUAUUUAAUGGAAUUGGACCUGCAAGAACACAGUCAAAGAUGAUUAAUCGAGGUGCAACGUAUUCAUUCACUGGCAAUAUUAGCGUGGAAGGAUGCACAACCCCAGUGUUGGGGGGCCAAUAUUGCAACCAAACAGUUGAUCUGCUUUCAUGUGAUGACAGCUACAAUUUAACAGGAAAUCUUUCAGGCACCAACUUGAAUAAUCAAACUACAGAAAAUGUAGUUUUCUGCAGAAAUUCAAAUGGGGAUUCUUGUCAUGGAGGCAGUGAACAAAAAAUCUUCUCCCUGGAUGUAAUGGGGAUAACAGAACAGUUGACUAUAACAGCAACAGAUGUGAGACUGAAUGAAACAACUUCUUCCAAUGGUACUGUAAGUGGCAGUGGAAUAAUUUUGACAUGUUAUGCACGUCAUGGUGCAAUACCACUGCCCACUCGGCAUGAUUAUUCUACCAAUAUCAGUGUUGACCCUUUGGUUAUAGGCAUGCCAAAAGUUGGUCGCUGGUACAUUGCAAUUCAUCUUGUUAAUUUAUCAAAGGAAAUUGGAGAGAUUGAGAACAUGAACAUGAAGGUUUGCUACUCCUUAGACUGGCUAGUUCUUCAAUGUCCGGAGGAGAAGGCUGGAUUGAACUGUACAUGGGAAAGAUACAUGCUUCAGACAGUUCUCAGGAAGCAUUUCUCUGUCCCUUUCGAAUCUUAUUAUUUACCAAUGAGCAGAAAGAUUUCGCCAGAUUCAGCCAAUUUCCCUCUGGAACCCCUUUUAAGCAACUCCUCAGACGAGGGAAAGUCGGAUGUUGCUUGGACGUAUUUUCUUCUGGACAUUCCUUCUGGUGCUUCUGGAGGCAAUCUUCACAUUCGACUAACAUCAGAUGCAAAAAUAAAUUAUGAAGUGUAUGUGAGAUUUGGCGGAUUGCCAUCUCUCUAUACCUGGGAUUACUUCUAUGCUAACAAGACAAGCAACAGCAAUGGCUCGAUGUUUUUUAAGCUUUAUGAUUCGGAUGAUGAAACAGUUAGUUUCUAUGUGUUGUAUGUUAGAGGUGGACCCUGGAGUGUUGGAUUAAGGCACUCAAACCCCAGUAAUAGUUCUUCCAAAAGCCAAUCUAUCAUGUCCAUUUCACUAGAGAGAUGCCCAAGAAAAUGCUCCUCUCGCGGGUCAUGUCAGUCUGUUGUGGAUGCAAGUGGAUUAACAUUAUACAGUUAUUGCUCUUGUGAUCGGAACCAUGGAGGCUUUGACUGUAGUGUUGAAAUUGUAUCACGUCGAGGUUGUGGUUGCCACUUUCCACAUCAGGCUGAUGGUAGCAUACCAGGACACAUGUGGCAGUCAAUAUCCCUUAUUGCUUCCAAUGCUGCAGCUCUACUUCCUGCUUAUUGGUCACUUCGCCAAAAGGCAUUUGCAGAGUGGGUUCUUUUUAUGUCUAGUGGCAUCUCUAGUGGAAUAUAUCAUGCAUGUGAUGUAGGCACCUGGUGUCCAUUACCUUUUCGUGUUCUGCAGUUCAUGGAUUUCUGGCUCUCUUUCAUGGCUGUGGUGAGCACUUUCAUAUACCUAGCUGAUAUUAGCGAAGUAUCUAAGAGGACAAUCCACACCAUUGUGGCAAUUGUCACCGCCCUAAUGGCUGAAACUGGACCAACCAGAUCCUCCAAUAUUACACUUGUGAUAGCAAUUGGGGCUCUAGGUCUGCUUAUUGGGUGGCUGAUCGAAUUCUGUACAAAGCACAGGUCCUUUUCCUUCUCAGCAGAAUUCUAUCUGAAUAUCCUCGACAGGUUGCAAGCCAUGCAGGGAUGGCUCCUAAAUCUCAUUACAAUGCUUCUCAGACGGUUUCGCUGGGGAUUUGUACUUGCAGGAUUCACUGCCUUAGCAAUGGCUGCAAUUAGCUGGACACUAGAAUCCAGUGAAUCCUACUGGGUUUGGCACAGCCUGUGGCAUGUCACCAUAUACACUUCUUCCUUCCUUUUCCUGUGUUCGAAAGCAAAUACUGCAGAUCGCGAGGAUCGAAUGCCUCCAAACAUUAACUAUGAGUUAACGCGGCAGGAUUCUUCUUCAAGAGGUGCAUAGAAAGACAGGAAACAUAUUUAUACAAGGUAUCUUUUAAACUGUGCUAUUUUUUCCAGGAAAAAAGUGUCAAGGGAAGAGAAAUUAUCAUUAGGAAUUAGUAUUUUCUUGUCUUCUUCUUCUUCUUCUUCUUCUUCUUCUUCUCCAUCUCUUGUUCUUUCUGCGGGUGGCUUUAAGAAUAUGGGACCAAAAGUCACCAAACAAACAAAGAAUAUUGUUGUCUUCAGUUUUGUAAGCCUGCAGUAUUUCGUGUACAAUGUUCCAUAAUUCUUUUUGCUAACUUAAUAAUGGAAGGAUUACUUACAGAGCUUGUAAUUA